UUUGCUUUUUGUUUACUUUUAUUUGGGUUUGGCUCGUUUUUUCAUUAUCUGGACCCAAGCUUUUGCUUCUUUUUGGAUUCGUUGAUUGAGGCUUCGCGAUAACACUUGAAAACCCCAAAUUCAUUUAUUGCACAAUCUUUCGUCCACUACAAGCGACCCCCAGGUCAAAUGCGAUCGCAACGCGCCGUGCUGCUGGCGGCACUCGCCCUGGCCUUGACGGUCGCGGAUGUUCAGGCUCUGGGCACGCUCACGAUGAGGUUUGGGUCGAUUACCGGAAGAGGGAACUGCGACUCGUCCAUCUUUGCCAACUAUCCGAAGUGCGACUACAAGAUUGAUACGCUCUACUUUUACAACAACAACAAUGCGCAGACGGAAAAGACAGGGUCUUUCUCUGCUGGUGAAAUUGAGAAUAACGACAACCCGUCCUACAGUUAUACCUUCAGUUCCAUUACCAUCGGAAACAACUUUGGGGGUACAAUUGGCCUCUACAUGACUCUGAGGGACGUUGAUACCACCACGGACGACAUGGGGUCGGCAUCGACGACUUUCACCAUUUCCCCUCAGCCAACCUUCACCUCCGUAAACAUCCCAAACCCUGCUAACGCAUGGCCGUAUGUCAACUAUAUUACUGUUCAGUACACGUUUACGUGCCAAGCAAACUACUACGGACAAUACUGCGUCAUUAAUUGCGUCGUCAAUUCUGGCGGCUGCACAUCCUGCGGAUCCACUGGAUGCCUUUCCUGCCUCACUGGCUACACUCUUAACGGUGGGUACUGCAACCUUGUCGACAAUUGGUGCACUGCCCCGGCAAUCUCGAAUGGUAUCCGAACUUGCCCCAAUACAGUGGGAAGCUCAUGCACCACGACAUGCAAUCUCGGGUACACCUUGGCCCCGAACACCUAUCCGGUGGCCACGUGUCAGUCAAAUCGAGCUUACAAUAUACCAGUCGGCACGUGUAUCUGGAAUGUCAACUUUUGCCCGCCUCUGUCGCUUCCCAACGGCACAAUCACACUCUCGGACUCGCGAGCGAUCUCAAGUGUGGCCAUGUUUGACUGCGCCCCCGGAUUUGCCCUUUCUGAUCCGUCAGUGACGGCGCAGUGCCAGGCAAACCAACAAUGGGAUCAAGCCGCUCCAACUUGCGUCGACAAGUGCAUCAUUUCGACAAGCGUUGGGGGUGGUGUUCGCCCGGCGUGCAACAACACCUUUGGCGGUGGCGUUUGCACCACGAGCUGCAAUGUUGGCUAUGUGCUCCGCGCCGGCACUGCAGCCUCCACCACGUGCCAAGCCAACGGCUACUGGUCGGCCGGCAACCCUGGCGUCUGUGAUCUCAACCUCAACUACUGCACGACGCCGCUGGUCGCCCCGGUCAACGGCUCUUUCAGCUGCAACAGCUCAUCCUCCAUCUAUUCACGAUGCAGUUACAGCUGCAACACUGGUUACACGCUGUCAAGCUCGGCCAGCUCGACUUGUAAUGUGUUGGGCACUUGGGAGGGCACUCCGCCAACUUGCAUCUGGAACAACUCUUUCUGCCCCACGCUCAAUCUGCCAUCGGGCUCUGUUGCUUAUACCGCCGUCCAGUCCUUCCAAAGUGUCGCCACCUUCUCUUGCAACGCGAAUUAUGCCAACUUGGACCCGUCUCGCACUGCAGUCUGCCGCUCCGAUUCAACCUGGUCGACCACUCCCCCAACCUGCACCAACACCUGCACCAUUCCGUCGGUGUCGGUUGGUGGUGGCUCUCGCACGUGUCCAGGAACGACAACCACAGUGUGCACCACCACCUGCAACACUGGCUAUGUCAUCCGACCAGGCACCGCGGCCAGCACAACCUGCCUCGCCUCGAAUGCAACCUGGUCCGCUGGCGACCCGGGUGUGUGCGACCUCAACACGGCCCACUGCUCGCCGCUUUUGGUGAACAAUGGUGUUUUGACGUACACCAACUCUCAAGCGUACCAGAGCGUGGCCAAUGUGACUUGCAACGUCGGGUACAACAACUCCAACCCCUCGCUCACCACCACCUGCCAAGCAGCCCAGACGUGGUCGACUGCGCUGCAGAACUGCACUCUGAUUCCAAACUUUUGCGCAGUCCUGCCGCCGCUGCUCAAUGGGUCUGUCGCGUACUCGAGCGGGCAGUCGCUCCAAAGUGUGGCCACCUUCAGCUGCAAGACGGGUUUCGUCGCGUCUGGUCCUUUGACGGCAACGUGCCAGUCCAGCCAGACUUGGAGUGAUGUUUCGCCCACCUGCGAACUGUCGCUCACUUUUUGCCCAACGCUGUCACUGGAUCAAGGAACAGUCGCAUACUCCAACAGCCAGGCCUUCCAGAGCUCGGCUACCUUCGCUUGCACGUCCCCUGGGUACGUUCUUUCCAACACUUCAGCAGCCGUCUGCCGUGCUGACGGUACGUGGUCCCCGACACCCACAUGCAUCUCGUCGUGCAUCAUUCCAGACGUUGGCGGUGGCGUGCGCUCGUCUUGUGAUCCCACUUUUGGAACGGGCAAUUGCUCGACUGUGUGCAAUUCCGGCUACAUCCUCCGUGCGGGGACGGUGGCCUUUGCCGCGUGCCAGGCGACCGGUGCUUGGUCUCCAUCUGCACCCGGUGUCUGCGACUUGAAUCCGAACUACUGCUCGACAAAGACGGCGCCGUCUGGUGGUCUCAUGAGCUGCACAAACGCCUUCACGCUGGGAUCGGUCUGCACAUUCUCGUGCUUGAAUGUCGGCUACACGUUUUCGGGAUCAAACAGUUUCACAUGCACGGAGGUCAAUCAAGCAACUGGCGCAUGGACUGGCGGUUCUGCGCCCAUGUGCACGCGGAACACUGCACUGUGUUCGCCACUCAGCCUCCCCAAUGGUAGCGUCACGUACAGCGACUCUCAGGCCUAUCAAAGCGUUGCAAGCUUCCAGUGCGACGCAAACUUUUUCAACCCAACUCCGUACACCCUUUCUUGCGUCAAUACAGACACUUGGAAUGGCACCGCCCCGACAUGCGUGAACGCGUGCACCAUUCCCUCGACAAGUGUCGGUGGUGGUAGUCGUACGAGCUGCACUGCUGCGUUCAACUCCGUGUGCUCUACCGUCUGCGAUACUGGCUACAUGAUUCGCAUCGGAACUGCAGCAACAACAACAUGCCGGGCCAACGCGACUUGGUCGAGUGGCGAUCCGGGCGUGUGUGACCAGGAUGCCAACUACUGUCCACCGCUCCUGAUUGCCAACGGUGCAUCGAGUCACUCGGCCGGCUUGACCUUCCAAAGCACUGCGACCGUGGCAUGCAACGUUGGGUAUCGCAACACGACAGCCGUGUUUUCUUCUACCUGUCAAUCCGAUCGUCAGUGGUCAGCAGUGACCAACUGCACUGCCAUUCCAAACUUUUGCCCGGGGUGGGUUAUCUGGUUUGGGAAUGCGAGCUACUCGAAUGGACGCCAGCUGGGCAGUGUCGCAUCGUUUUCGUGCAAUCCCGGGUAUUCGAGCCCGACUGUGUCCGUCACAGCUACCUGCCAAGCGAGUGGCACCUGGUCGAACUCGGGGCCAACCUGUGAAGCAAUUCCAAAUUACUGCAGCACGUUGCGUCUCAACCAAGGAACUGUCACUUUCUCCGUUGGGCAGCAGGUCUCGAGCUUGGCAACGUUUGCCUGCAAACCCGGCUUCCAGAACACAAACCCGUCCCUCAACCUGACUUGCCAGACAGAUGCGACUUGGUCAGGGACAAUGCCACUUUGCCUCGCCAAGCCAGACUGGUGCCCGUCUAUGGAUGUGACUGCAGGCACCGUGGCUUACACGCAGGGUCGGAAAUACCAAAGCCAAGCGAGCGUGACCUGCUCUGUCGGUUACUCGCUCAGCGGGCCAAGUGUCGCGACCUGCCUUGCCAACGCAACGUGGUCGGCUGCUCUGACGUGUAACAUCAUCCUGAACUUUUGUCCACUCGUCAACACCGACUCUGGCGUCAUGGUCUCUUACUCACAGAGCCAAGCUUAUGGCAGCGUCGCCUCGUUUACCUGUCCGUUUGCAUACUUGCCCCCGAGCUACGCGAGUGUGUCGUGCGAGGCCAAUCAAGCGUGGUCUGCGUCUCCGCCGAGCUGCACCAAAGAUCCGAACUGGUGCCCAACACUCGACCGUCCGACGAACGGACAAGUUAGCUGUUCGGCACAAAGCUCACUGUCAUCGGUGUGCUCCUUCUCUUGCGAUGGUGGGUUUUUGCUCAAUGGAACCACCGGGACGACCUGCAUGACGGGAAAGUCUUGGUCUGUCGCGUCUCCGGUUUGCGACGUUGAUCCUACGUCGUGCUCAGCGCUAAACCCAAUGCACGCAACGUUAACGACAUGCUCUCGAUUGAUUAAUGGCACGUGCACCAUGUUCUGCAAUGAGGGCUACGCUCAAGUCAGCGGCGACAGCACUCGCAAGUGCAUCAUGACCGAAUCUGGUCCCGUCUGGCAAGGAGAGUUGCUCAACUGUGUGACGAUUGCAAAUUACUGUCCGUCUGCGGGGUUGCUGCAUGGCUCUGUCUCCUCAACUGCUCGAGACGUGGACGCUCUCUUGCAGUUCGAUUGCAGCCAGGGCUACGAGCUCCACGGUGCUUCGAGUAGCGUUUGCACCACUAAAACGAGUUCGGAGGGCGAGUGGCUUCCUCCGCUGCCCAUCUGCCAGUUGGUGCCGACUUCGAGCGACACUCCGGAUGCUGACGGUGCCUCUGGCGGCUCGGUGGCUCCCAUUGCUGCCGGCGCUGGCGCUGGUGGAGCCGUCCUGCUCAUUUUGCUGCUCGUGCUUCUUCUCGUCCGCCGUCGGCGCGCUCGGCAGCAGCAGCAGGCUGAUGGUGCAGAAAAGCUCGCCAAUCUGGAGAGCAUUCGAUCUGCCAGCUUCCCAAUGCAACCCUUGCCCAAUGAUUUGUAUGCCGCACCCGGGCGGCCAUCCCUUGUGUCGCAGCGAUCACAGCAAUCGCUUGGUGCACAGUAUGCGUCUCAGCCAGCCGGUCCAGGCCUCUACGAGCAGUCCUUUGGGCAGUAUGCGACGCGGCCUGCCGCCAGCCAAGGGCACUACGAGCCAGUUGCCGCCAGAGUCGACGAGGACAUUUAUGCCGAGUAUUCAGAGAUGCCGGACGACUCGUGCAUGUGCUACGAAGAGACCUCGAGUUUGCAUUCGAUGCGCUCUGUCCUGCGUCUGGGUGAUGUUCUCGGAUCCGGCGAGUUUGGAAUGGUCCAACUGGGCAGCAUUCCGGCGCUUGAUGUGCCUCGAAUUGGGCGCGCGCUCCUCCAGCCAAACCAAGCGGCGCUAAUGGUAGCUGUGAAACUUCUCAAGGAGAAUGCGGAUGAUAAAUCGCGUCGCGACUUUUUGGCCGAGGCCGAAAUGAUGUCCCGCUUCCGCCAUCCAAACGUUGUGCUUGCCAUCGCCGCCUUGGUCGAAACAUCGCCCAACAUGCUCGUGCUCGAGUACAUUCCGUACGGUGACUUGCGUGGCCUUCUCGUCAAGUCCGCAUCCCUCAACUGCUUGUGGUCGGGCGCGGAAUUCGCCCGCGUGCUUUCCCAGGUGGCGGCCGGCAUGGCGUACCUCGGCACGCUUCGUUUUGUGCACCGUGAUCUUGCUGCACGCAACUGCUUGGUGGGCUACAACCUCGCGGUCAAGAUUUCCGACUUUGGUCUCUCGCACACUCUCUCCGAAGAAUCAGAGUACUAUCGCAUGCAGACUCGAGGCAAGCUUCCUUUGAAGUGGAUGGCCAUUGAAUCCAUCCUGUUCCGCAAAUUCUCCGUCCUGUCCGAUGUUUGGAGCUUUGGCGUGCUCGCUUGGGAGGUGUACAGCUAUGGUGCUGGGCCGUAUGGUGCGAUCACUGGCGCAGAGUUGGUCCAGUUCCUUGAACAAGGCAAUCGGUUGCCGCAGCCGCCCACUUGCUCGGCGGAUGUAUAUUCCCUCGUGACGCAGUGCUGGUCCUACGAGCCGAACGAGCGACCCAACUUUAACAUGCUUCACGACUUUUUCGCCGGUCAACACGGAAACGCUCCGACUCGCGAUAUUGGCGCUCUGGUGGCUGGUGCGGCCAAGACUGUCAGCUAUGCAUGAGGGCUCUCGGCAUAGUCGUCUGACAUGCAGCUGUUUUUGGAUUACCAAGCGGGCCUUGGGAUGGGCGCGAUUUCUUUCCAAUGGGUGAUUUUGUUUGGUUUUUUUUUCCGCCACAUUGGUUUCUGUUUCGUUGCGAUUGAAUGUUCGUUUCGUUUUUGUUUUUUUCAUGUUCAUUCUCUUUCUCUAUUCCCCUCUGUUGCUUGCCAUCGUGCGAUGCCUUCUCUUGGCGACGCUUUUUCAAAUAGAAGUAGUUCAUGUA
Messenger RNA from Capsaspora owczarzaki ATCC 30864, 6298 nucleotides. Its product is annotated as SCR repeat-containing protein/PTK2 protein tyrosine kinase. Gene Ontology annotation, molecular function: protein tyrosine kinase activity; ATP binding. NCBI's taxonomy places the organism in Eukaryota, Filasterea, Ministeriida, Capsasporidae. Gene Ontology annotation, biological process: protein phosphorylation. The transcript has 5 exons. The record is from RefSeq and is a predicted model, not a curated record. The coding region runs from base 169 to 6039 and encodes 1956 amino acids.